AUUCACCCCUGUCUUGAAACACGCCCUUGUAACCCGGAAACCAACGCAAUUCUCAGCGCAAUUCUCGCCUGGACUGCCUCCUUUAGGAGCCCUUGAGCCCUUGUCCUUUUAAGGCUGAACACAUCAAUGCAUUAGUCAAAUAGAGCCGGCCUGUGGGCUGCGGCCCCUCGCGAGCAUAAACAUGCUGUCUGAACGUGCCGAAGCCCGAGAUAGGUUUAAGACAGCCGAAGGGCGCUUUAGGUUGCUUACAGAGCGCAAAACAGGACUCCAGCCCUUCAACUACCAGCGCUCGAGUCGCUUGACCCUCGCGAGCCUUCAUGGAGGAGCAGAGGAGGGCACUUGGAUUAUAUUCAACGUUGGCGAUGCGGUCAACGUUUGCCGUUAUGACUCGACGCACAAGGAGCCCUACAAGGCACUCCUCUUUAACAACUCGGCGGUGCGGACGGGCUUUCCCACCUGCCACGCCUUCAUGUCGGCAAAGGACGGCGUGGACUUGCUUGUAGGCCUCGGGGACGGCACAGUGCUGCUGCUAUCGUUGCGGGCCAACCUGUCGCCCCCGGGCAUCAGCUCCAAGCCCUCGGUGGUGGCCAGCGUGCAGCCGGAGGGCGUCAGCGAGACCACCCGCUGCACCGCGGUGGCCUGGGUGCCGCGCUCCGACGCGGGCAUGUUCGUGGCGGCCUUCAACACCGGGAACAUCUACGUCUACAAAAAGGCGCACCUGACGGGCGAGGGCAGCGGCAAGUUCAGCCUCAGCCUGGGCUCCAGCUCCAAGUCGCAGGCGCCCAGCAGCACCAUCACCAUCAGCGGCGGCGGCAUCAACGACGUGGCCGCCAGCCCCGACGGGCGGCAGCUGGCGGCGGCCUGCCGCGAUGGCGCGCUGCGGCUGGUGGACCUGGGCACGGGCACCGUGGUGGCGGGCUUCACCUCCUACUACGGGGCGCUGCUGUGCUGCGCCUUCAGCCCGGACGGCAAGUACGUGGCUGCGGGCGGCGAGGACGACCUGGUGUCUGUGUACGGGCUGGCGGAGCGGUACGCAGUGCUGCAUGGCGAGGGGCACCGGAGCUGGGUCAGCAGGGUGGCGUGGGACCCAUGGGCGGGGAGCGAGCCCGGCAGCGGCUCCCGGCGGGCGGGUCUGUCGGAGCAGCUGGUGCCGGCCACCCGCAUCUACCGGCUGGGCAGCGCUGGCCAGGACUGCCAGCUGUGUCUGUGGGACGUGCAGGCGCCCGGCGAGGCCGACAUCAACAGCACGGCGGCCAUGCUGGCGCAGCUGAGCAUGGCCACUGGCGGCAUGAAGCGCAACGGCAGUGUGGGCGCGCUGGCGGCGGGCGGGCCUCCGGGCGGCGGCUCGGCGCACGACCGGAAGGCCUCCCUGGGCAAGAGCAACGGCAUCUGCCCCUCCCUGCCGCGGGCCGACAUGUUCGUCAUCCAGCCCAUCAUGGAGCACAAGAUCCACCUGGAGCCCAUGUCGGACCUGCUGUUCACGGAGGACGCCAUCUUCACGGUGGACCACACCGGCAACAUCCGGGUGUGGCUGCGGCCGCAGCCAGACGCGGCGGCGGCGGGCAGCCCCCGAGGGGACUAGCGGGAGGCGCAGCAGCCGUGGCGGGAAUGAUGCUGGCCGCGGCGGUGGCGGCAGCGGUGGCGGCAGCGGAUGCAUUUUGGGGGGAUGGUUGCGGCGGGUGUGCUCCGUGGGCGUAUGCGCGGGGGCCAGGUGCUGCGCAGUAUGCGGGUGCUGGGAGGUCGAGCUGCCGCUAGCCGGGCCGCAUGACAGGGAUGUCCGCUCCGCAGGCUGCAGCUGGGGGGUCUUUGCGGAACUUGUGGUAUGCGGCCUGAUGGCGGCACAAGUGGCGUGGCUUGCGGAUUGAGCGCAGCGGCUGGGGCUAGGGGGGAUUGGGCCUGGGAGCAUGCACGCACGUCCCGACGGCGAGGCGGCGCAUAAUGGUUUGCUUUGGCAUUUUGGAUGCUGUUGUGCAUGAAUGGCACCCGACUGCCACACAUGUGGGCGCCGCGCCCCUCGGAAGGUGAGGGCAUGCAGUGGUACACUUAUGUGGUUACGCGUCCUAAGGCGGAGGGGCUGGUGCAGUCUGCUGGACUAGCCACGGAACGAAAGUGCCUGGCGGGAGCCGGGCACGGGACUGCAGCCCUGCGUGGCACGUGGAGCAUGCGGGGUUGGAAGGGUCAGAAGCGGGAUGGCGAGGCUGGCAGGGCUGCGGAGCGACAUCGCGUUUGGACUUUAGGCAUAGGCGAUGCAUGGUUUCUUGACUUGGGCUGAUGGCCACACGCGCCGGGCACGCUUCUGUCACGGCCACGGCACGCCUAUGACGCCCACACCAAGAGCUGGCAUGUCGCCAUGUUGCAAACGUAUCUGUAACAUGUUAUUGCC
Chlamydomonas reinhardtii is the source of this 2383-nucleotide messenger RNA. RefSeq lists its product as uncharacterized. NCBI's taxonomy places the organism in Eukaryota, Viridiplantae, Chlorophyta, Chlorophyceae, Chlamydomonadales, Chlamydomonadaceae. The coding region runs from base 182 to 1582 and encodes 466 amino acids. The record is from RefSeq and is a predicted model, not a curated record. Gene Ontology annotation, molecular function: protein binding. The transcript is spliced from 8 exons.